CGCGAGACUGGCUCUAGCUCGGCGUCGUCGGGAUGGUGUGCUCCAUGAUCGGUAUCACAGUCCUGCGAGGGCACGCCGAGCACCACCUUGCCGCGAAAGACAACUACGCCAUCAUCGUAUUCAUGGACCUCUUCUACGUGUCUUUCAACGUGUCCUAGGGUAUCGUACGAAGGGGAAUGCGCUGUCGAUGCUGAGUCUCUGGCUAGCAUGUUAUAUCGUCGUGCAAGCGAGUUCAUCGAUUGCGAGUGCUAUCGUCUGGGACUGUACAUCAUUUACUCCGGCAUCUGCGUAGCUGCAUUCCUGUUCGUGCGGUACGCUAUGGUCGAGACGAAGGGCAGGACUCUGGAAGAGAUGUCAAGACUGUUUGGGAUUGAGAGCAGCCUUGCGGAGAGAAGCGGCAAUGAAGUAAAGGAAGCAUCGAAGGCAGCCGGUGCGGAGCAGCGGGAGGUCUCUGCCGGGUUUAAGGUCCCCUGGAACAGACCACUGGAACUUUCGAUUCAAGCUAGCGUGAAGGGCUUUGAAAUUUGCUAAAUGUACCGCCACCCUUGCAGCAGGCGCCAGUGAAAGGGCGCAGGGAAGGCGUAACGGUCCAUGCCGUCGAGACGCAGGUACGUGCG
Molecule: messenger RNA, 617 nt
Organism: Trematosphaeria pertusa
Lineage: Eukaryota; Fungi; Ascomycota; Dothideomycetes; Pleosporales; Trematosphaeriaceae
Exons: 2
Coding region: 208-531 (107 amino acids)
Biological process (GO): transmembrane transport
Cellular component (GO): membrane
Molecular function (GO): transmembrane transporter activity
Source: RefSeq, a predicted model, not a curated record